AUGUGGGACCCUUUACUCUUCACCUGUGGUUUUGAAGAUCAUGGAAAAACAGAAAUUCAGUGUUUGUGUGUUUCAGGUGGUGAUGAAGAUCAGGGCAGUGUGGUGGUGCUGGGGCUGGUGGUGGAGGACAGGCUAGAGAUCACCAACGGCUUCCCUUUCCCUCAACACAUUGAGGACGAUGCUGACUUUGAUGAAGUUCAGUAUCAGAUGGAGAUGAUGAGAAGUUUGUGCCAUGUAAACAUUGAUCAUCUUCAUGUGGGUUGGUGUCAGUCAACUUUCUAUGGUUCUUUUGUCAGCCGGGCCCUUCUGGUCUCUCAGUUCAUACACGCCAUCGAAGAGUCAGUUUUGCUUAUAUAUGAUCCCAUCAAGACAGCCCGGGGUUCUGUGUGCUUGAAAGCCUACAGGUUGUCCCCAAAACUCAUGGAGAUCUGUAAAGAGAAGGACUUCUCAGCAGAUGGGAGACACGACAACAAGCAGAUCCUAAUGAGGAGGAUAAAGUCUGAAACUGAUUGGGAGGAAGUAGAAAGGCUGUUCAAAAGAAAGGUAGUGAAAGCUGAAGAAGGCUAGCGUGGGUUAUGAGAACAUGUUCGAGGAGGUGCCCAUUGUCAUCAAGAAACUCUCAUCUCAUCAACGUUCUGCUGUGGGAGCUGGAGGACAGAUCCAGUACUGCAGACAAACACAAGCGCUUGAACCUUUCCAGCAGAUUUGACCACACACACAUGCAUUACUAUAAAAGUGCAGUAUUUCCUAAUGCGAAUGAGGACAUGUGUUAAUUUAAACUAGUGCUGAGAUAUUUCAUAUUAUGCUUUCUCACAUUAGCAGUAACUUAUCUCUGAUGAGGACUAAUGAAGAGGUCAUUGCCGCCCAGCACUCAUCUGGAGAAGAGCCUGCAGAUGCUGAUGGACCGCGUGGACGACAUGAGUCAGGACACUGUCAAGAACAACAGCUACAGCCGCAGUCUCAGCGAGCGGCAGCAACAGAAACAUCAGUACAUUCAGAGACGUGCGGAGACAGAGUCGAGGAGAGCCUCCGCUUCCUGAGGAAGACCUGAGAAAGAUGUUCAAGCCUCCUCAGCCGCCUCCACGAAUGGACACCCUGCUCAUUGCUAGUCUACUCAACACAUACUGCCAAACCAUCAAGGAGUUCACAUCUCAAAACCUGGGCAAGCUUUUCAUGGCCGAAGCUCUUCAAAGAACAAGCAGUUAGACUUAAGCCACCUAAAUUGUCCUAUGAUUGGACAAGAGUCACCAGUUCUGUUUUUAGUAUUAUUAUUUUUUUAUUUAUGGUUUGUUGUGCAAUGUUUUAAUACAACGUUCCAUUGGUUUUAUAUUUUUGAUUUAACAUUACUAGGCCAAAACAUAUACUUAUAAGAAUUUCAAUUCCUAUCAGACAGGUCAUUUUAUUUAAGCAUGUACAAUAUAAAUGCAUAUUAUGCAUAUCAGCAUGAUUAUUUGAUAAUAAAUUGGAUUGUGUUCACUUUCCAAAUGCUCAUUUAAGAGAGCCAUAUGCCAUCCUUCUUGCUUGAUUUAAUUUAUUUUUUUUAUGUUUGUGUUUCAUAUUUGUACAGGAACAAGUUAUAUCAGCAGGGGAGUCUUGAAGUCUUUUUGCCAGCCUGUGACAGAUUUUUCUUUCCUAAAAUUAUUUGGUCAGAAAUCUCAGUCUAAUUAUGUUAUAUUGCAAAGGAGCAAUUUAGAGAUCAAAACAGUCAAUUUGUACAAGCCAUUGUGUUCCUUUAGCCAAAUAUGGAUGAGAACAGUUGUAAUUAGAGUACAGCACUGUAACUCUGCCCCCUUCCCUGUCAGUUUACACCAGGAGUCUGCUGCUGGACAUUAAUUUCAGCCCACUGUUCCCUGUAGUCGAGUGACACUGGGGUCUGCGUGACGUUUGCCGCCCACCACCUCUCCAUAGUCCACCCACAAGCUUCCAGCUACAGUCAUUAGCCUUUGCAGAAUGUAUUUUUAAAUUUAUUCCCACUUCACUUCAGGUGAUUAAAGCAGAUAAACCAUGACAAUAAAACUCUUGAACUUCAGCCGCCCUGAUGGAUGAUUGCAAAGAGUUUGAGUCGUAAUUGCAGCGAUGAGCUUUUGACAUAACACGACGUGCCCAGCCUUUCAAAGAGGAGUGCGCCAUUAAAAUCCAGCUGCUUGAAAAGAAAAAUAAAAUGCAAAAAAGUUCUAGUUUUGAAUGUCCUUUUCUACUUAUAGAUACAUUCCUAUCACUAUUCGCAGGUGAAUUAAAGUAAUUACUGUACAGACCUUAUGCCCUUGUAAUUAAAUACUAUAUCCUGUCAUGAUGGAAAUUAUUUCAUUUUACCGAAUCAGGAAGGAUUUUGCUUAUUGAAGUAAAAGAGAGUUGAAAAUGACAUAAAUACCAGCAGUGUUCAUCUUUAAUAGAAAAAGAUAAGUCAGAGGUCUCAUAACUGAUGUCUUUUCAGGCACCUAAAGUACUAAAGUAUAUUUUAAAAGUCUGACUUAUUUCAGGGACAUUACAUUUAAAGGAAAAAUAUUCAAUGUUAUAUAAUGUAAUGAUAUUUUAUAAUAUAAUAUUGAUGUAUUCAACCUUAAAGGGGUCAUAUGUAGUUGCUAAAACAAACAUUAUUUUGUGUAUUUGGUGUAAUGAAAUGUGUUUAUGCGAUUUAAGGUUCAAAACACAUUUUCCACAUACUGUACAUUAUUGUUUUCUCCUCUAUGCCCCGCCUUUCUGAAACAGUGAGGUGUUUGCUGAUUGGCCAGCUAUCCAGUGCAUUGUGAUUGGCCAAAUGCCUCAAGUGUGUGACGGAAAUGUUAUGCCCUCUUAACAUAUUGUGACUGUGAUACCGUCUCUUAGCAGGAUGAGACAAAAACAAUAAAACCCAUUAUAAACGA
Messenger RNA from Carassius gibelio (silver crucian carp), 2864 nucleotides. It is a transcript of the gene eif3hb, whose product is annotated as eukaryotic translation initiation factor 3, subunit H, b. NCBI's taxonomy places the organism in Eukaryota, Metazoa, Chordata, Actinopteri, Cypriniformes, Cyprinidae. The record is from RefSeq and is a predicted model, not a curated record. Gene Ontology annotation, molecular function: metallopeptidase activity; protein binding.